UGCUCCGCGAACGUCGUGUUUACUUUACGUUCAUGGACAGUCCUCCGAGAACGUCCGGCGGGGAAAGAACGCGAUAAGGUUGUAUCAACAUUUACAAUGGCUCAAGCUCAAAGCGAUCCCAGAAUCCCGAAUUUGCAGGACACAGCUACUCCUUUUGGUGUCCGACUGUCUGGAAUAUAUAAACGAAGUUACGCUCACGUGACAAUCAAAGACAGAUUGCCAGUGAUAUUAACGAAAAUCGUUGAUACGCUCUGUCAGAAUAGAAGCAAAAUUAUAGCUACUUAUAGUGCGGAUGCCGAAGAAGAUAUUAAAGAGAUCAUAGGAUUCAUAAGUCAGUUGAAAAAUGAAAUGGUUACUAACAAAGUCCUAAAGCCACUGCGUCUAAACAAAGCAGUUACUAACGACGCGGAGGAAUGGAAUAAAUAUUUUGAGUACAGAACAUCCGUAGAAGGCGAAACACCUACAUGGUUCAAUACAAUAUGGUUAUAUUGCGAAACCUACAUGUAUCGUGUACUAGCUCAAGAAAUUAGUUUGAUGAACACCAUACACGGUUACGAUCCGUUUGAGUGCCAUAAGCAAAAUGAUUUUAUUAACUCCCUUGACUCUAUAGACUUAAUAAUAACCUACGUAAAAGAUAUAAUAUGCAAUAAGGAAUACAAUAUGGAGAACUCGAAGAAUGAUUUCCUGAAAUUUUUGGAAUUGAGCUUGUGGGGCAACAGGCAUGAUCUAUCUGCAACUGCAGGCUCCCCUUAUAGCAAAACUGGUAAUCCACUCACGAUAGUGGAUCUUUUAAAAAAGAAUGUAGUAGUGAACGAUUGGGAGGUGGUGUGGGAUAUUGUAAACAAAAAGAUGAAAGAAAGCGAUGAUAUUCAUAUAGUACUUGACAAUGCAGGAUACGAGCUCUUUACUGAUUUAUGUUUAGCAGCUUUUUUGAUUACUAUCGUACCUACGACCAAAAUAACGUUUCAUGCAAAGCUAUAUCCAUGGUAUGUGAGUGAUACAACUAUUCACGAUUUUCUCUGGACGUUAGAUUAUAUGAGUGGACUAAAUGAUCAUCCAAAUAUACAAUUAUUGGGUAAGAUGUUCGGAAAUCUAAUGGACCGUAAAGUUUGGUGCGUUAAGGAAGAGCCCUAUUGGACAGGACCGUAUGACUUUACGCAAAUAAAAGAAAAAGCGAAAGAUAUAUAUGCCCAAUUUUCCGACGCUAAAUUAGUAAUAUUUAAGGGAGAUCUGAAUUAUAGAAAACUUCUGGGCGACAUGAAUUUUGAAUAUAAUACAAGCUUUGCAGCUGCACUGGGAAAUUUUCGACCUACGAAUAUUUUGAGCUUGCGCACUAUGAAAUGCGAUAUUUGUGUUGGAUUACCAAAUGAUAUGGUUGAAUUCUUUGAAAAGGAUAAAACUAAACUGACAACUGGAGAGUACGGUCUUAUUCAAGCAGCUAUAUUUAAAAUUUAAAAUAUUAGAUCUUUUUGCAAGACAAAAAUAAAAGUACUUUUGAAUUA
Temnothorax curvispinosus is the source of this 1502-nucleotide messenger RNA. RefSeq names its product protein-glutamate O-methyltransferase-like. Gene Ontology annotation, molecular function: phosphatase activity. Lineage: Eukaryota; Metazoa; Arthropoda; Insecta; Hymenoptera; Formicidae. The record is from RefSeq and is a predicted model, not a curated record. Gene Ontology annotation, biological process: DNA damage response. The coding region runs from base 97 to 1455 and encodes 452 amino acids. Gene Ontology annotation, cellular component: cytoplasm; nucleus. The transcript has 7 exons.